ACAUUCAACAAACUCGAACAUAUCCGCCAACGACCGUAAGCUGCCAGAGAAAGAGAGGAAAAGAGAGAAAAGGAAAAAUGGCAUCGUCGGCCCGAGCGGCGGCCUCCGCCGCGAGAUCAGCUCUCCGCGCGGCGCCCCUCGCCGGCCGCGUCCCAGGCUCGUCGCUUCCGCAUCUGGCGCCCUCUUCCCCUGCCCAAGCCGCAGGGAUCCUCCGCAGGUCGGCGGGAGCGGCGUGGAUGCAGACGCUGGUAGCGCCCCUGCACAGCGCGGCCAGGUCGGCUCGCACGAGGACCUGCAGCGCCCAAGAUGGCAACACCUCAUCCUCAUGGAACUUUAGGCGCCCAUUCAGUUCAAAUGAAAAGCAUCUGCCUGCAAUAUCUGACCCAGAAAUUGAGUCCGCGUUGAAGGAUUUGAUGGCUGCUAGCUGGAAUGAACUUCCAGGUUCUCUUGUCAAUGAAGCAAAAAAAGCAGUAUCUAAAGCUACUGAUGAUAAGGCUGGUCAAGAGGCUUUGGAAAAUGUAUUUCGUGCAGCUGAGGCAUGUGAAGAAUUUGGUGGAGUUUUAGUUACCCUAAGAUUGGCUCUUGAUGAUCUUUGCGGUCUAACGGGUGAGAAUGUUGGUCCCUUGCCUAGUUAUGUAGAAGAUGCUGUUAAAUCCGCAUAUAAUAGAUAUAUGGCAUAUCUGGAAUCAUUUGGCCCUGAAGAGCAUUAUCUACGUAAAAAGGUGGAGAGUGAGUUGGGGACAAAAAUGAUUCACCUGAAAAUGAGAUGCAGUGGCAUAGGGUCCGAGUGGGGAAAGAUCACCCUGAUUGGCACCUCUGGAAUCUCAGGGUCUUAUGUUGAGCUAAGGGCAUGAUGGAACUCUGCAUAUCAGAACUGUGGGCAAACACCGAUGGGCCGACAGGAAGCAGCAUAUCAGAACCAGGUGUUCCCAUUUUCCUUUGUUUCACACUGUAGUUACCAAGCCAAUAACAAUAGCAAGGAGAUUGUCAUAACAGAUGUGCGCUUACAGCAACUCUUUGUGCUCCAAACUUAUGCUGCUGUAAUAAGAACGUGUCUCUGGUGGUUACGUUGAUUUUGUUUUUUUGUGCAACCUAUGAUGGGUGGUCUUUAAUGUCACGUUUUGGGGUCUUUCUCGCAUGUUGAGGAACAGUUUAUCUGAAUAAGAUUUCUGUCUUGUUCAGAAGUUCUGUACUGUUGAUCUAUUUCGUGCAUUGCUGAGACUUUUGCUGAUUA
Brachypodium distachyon (stiff brome) is the source of this 1234-nucleotide messenger RNA. RefSeq names its product succinate dehydrogenase subunit 5, mitochondrial. Gene Ontology annotation, cellular component: respiratory chain complex II (succinate dehydrogenase). The coding region runs from base 78 to 854 and encodes 258 amino acids. The transcript has 5 exons. Gene Ontology annotation, biological process: tricarboxylic acid cycle. The record is from RefSeq and is a predicted model, not a curated record. NCBI's taxonomy places the organism in Eukaryota, Viridiplantae, Streptophyta, Magnoliopsida, Poales, Poaceae.